Antrostomus carolinensis (chuck-will's-widow) is the source of this 442-nucleotide messenger RNA. RefSeq names its product regulating synaptic membrane exocytosis protein 3-like. Gene Ontology annotation, biological process: regulation of synaptic vesicle exocytosis; regulation of synaptic plasticity; positive regulation of synaptic transmission. Lineage: Eukaryota; Metazoa; Chordata; Aves; Caprimulgiformes; Caprimulgidae. Gene Ontology annotation, cellular component: cytoskeleton of presynaptic active zone; presynaptic membrane. Gene Ontology annotation, molecular function: transmembrane transporter binding; small GTPase binding. The record is from RefSeq and is a predicted model, not a curated record.
GUGAUGUCCACGUUGGCAUGGCUGACCGGAAUGGGCAGCUGGAGGUGGAUGUGAUCCAGGCGAGGGGACUUAUCCCAAAGAUGGGCUCCAAGACCAUCCCUGCCACCUACGUGAAAGUUUACCUGUUGGAGAACGGUGUCUGUCUGGCCAAGAAGAAGACCAAGGUGGUGAAGAAAACCUGUGACCCAUCGUACCAGCAGCCUCUGCUCUUCGAGGAGAGUCCCCAGGGCAAAGUCCUGCAGGUGAUCGUCUGGGGAGAUUACGGGCGCAUGGACCACAAGUGCUUCAUGGGGAUGGCCCAGAUCGUCUUGGAGGAGCUCGAUCUCUCCAGCACAGUCACGGGUUGGUACAAACUCUUCCCCACCUCCUCGUGCAACAUCGGCCCUCUGACCCCCCGCCCCUCCCAGUCCUCCCUGGAGAGCUCCACCAGUCCCUCCUGCCC